Striga asiatica is the source of this 333-nucleotide messenger RNA. The record is from the annotation of a GenBank genome assembly. NCBI's taxonomy places the organism in Eukaryota, Viridiplantae, Streptophyta, Magnoliopsida, Lamiales, Orobanchaceae.
AUGGGUCAGUCUUUUCCUUUGUCCCUUUUAAAUGAAAUUGAAUUAAAAAGCGUGGGAGGACGUUGCAGAUGUCCGGGACGGACACGACUUCUUCUAAGGCUAGAAGACCACAGGAAUAUACCCGGGACCAGAGCAUGUCGUGAAAGAAGUACACUGGACGGGCGUGCUUCGACCCUGUCUCCGGGGAAGCCGAACCAAUCCCCCUCCUUCUUGGCGUCCUUACUUGCCUUAUCCAAAGCACUACGGACGAGGUGGGUACUAGUCAAAGCCUGUACAAAAGAGAACGGCAGUCAAGUCAAAGACGAAAAGAAAAGGAAACGAAAGAAAGAGUAG